Lycium barbarum (goji berry) is the source of this 627-nucleotide messenger RNA. Its product is annotated as protein PELPK1-like. The coding region runs from base 1 to 627 and encodes 208 amino acids. The transcript has 4 exons. The record is from RefSeq and is a predicted model, not a curated record. NCBI's taxonomy places the organism in Eukaryota, Viridiplantae, Streptophyta, Magnoliopsida, Solanales, Solanaceae.
AUGGAGAAAAAGGGUAAACCAUCACUUCUAGAAGAUAGCUACAAAAAGGUGCCAAUUGUUUCAAAGGUACCCUCGGUACCUAAAGAGGAAUACAAUGCGCCAUCUUUGCCAAAGAAUGACUACUACAAGACGCCAUUAGUUCCAGAAGCUAACUACAAGAAGGUACCGGCUGUUCCAAAGGUACCCUCGGUACCUAAAGAGGAAUACAAGGCGCCAUCUUUGUCAAAGAAUGACUACUACAAGACGCCAUCAGUUCCAGAAGCCAACUACAAGAAGGUGCUGGCUAUUCCAAAGGUACCCUCAAUGCCUAAACCGGAAUACAAGGCUCUAUCUUUACCAAAGAAUGACUACUACAAGAAGUCAUCAAUUCUAGAAGAUAACUACAAGAAGGUUCCAUCCAUCCUAGAGAAACCAUCACUUCCAGAAGAUAGCAAUAAAAAGGUGCCAACUGUUUCAAAGGUACCCUCGGUACCUAAAGAGGAAUACAAGGCGCCAUCUUUGCCAAAGAAUGACUACUACAAGAAGCCAUUAGUUCCAGAAGAUAACUAUAAGAAGGUGCCAUUUGUUCCAAAGGUACCCUCAGUGCCUAAACCAAAAUACAAAGACUCCAUCUUUGCCAAAGAAUGA